Chlamydomonas reinhardtii is the source of this 2229-nucleotide messenger RNA. RefSeq lists its product as uncharacterized. The coding region runs from base 127 to 1092 and encodes 321 amino acids. The record is from RefSeq and is a predicted model, not a curated record. NCBI's taxonomy places the organism in Eukaryota, Viridiplantae, Chlorophyta, Chlorophyceae, Chlamydomonadales, Chlamydomonadaceae. The transcript is spliced from 4 exons.
CCAGAACCAGCCCGCAGAGCGCGGAGGGGGUUUGGCCGUAACCUACAUCUUGGACGCCAUUGAGCCUUGUUCUUAGUGGGGUUGGCCGUUCACUCUGACGCCGUGCACUCGGGCAACCUGGAGCUAAUGAAAUGGCUGGCGGCGGCGGGCGCGCGGGCGGCGGCGGCGGCGGCGGCGGCGGUACGGGAGCAGCAGCGCCGCCGCCGCCAACAGGGGGAGCAGCAGGAGGGGCAGCAGGGGCAGGAGGGGCAGGAGGGGCAGGAGGGGCAGGGGUCGCGGCAGCAUCAAGACGGAGAGGGCACCGCAGAAGGCGACGCAAGAUGGGGUUCGGUAGACCCUGCUGAAGGCGGCAGGGCCGCCAGUGGCGGCAGUAGCAGCGGCAGCAGUAGCGGCCAGUGCGGCAGUAGCUGCUACAGCCUGGCUGGCGAGGAGGGCAUCAUGGCGGCCGCGUGCGGGUCCGCCUGCUGCGGCGUGGAGGCGCUGGAGUGGCUGGCGGCCCACGGCUGCCCUCUGUCGCCCGGCUGCUGGGCGGCGGCGGCGGGCGGCGGCAACAGCGAGGACAAGCUGGAGUGGAUGCGGCGCCGCGGCUGCCCGCUGCCGCAGUCUGCCUCGGCGGCUCACGACCUGUACGUCCGCGCCGCCUGGGCCGCCGACCCCGUCACCCUGCGCUUCCUGCGCACCCGCCUGGCGCUGCCCUGGAGCCGUGACGGCUGGGAGCUUACGGCGGUGAUGGACUCGUGGCCCUCGUGCCGCACCGACGUCGCCACGAUCGCCUGCAUGGCACAGCUGGGCUGCGUGCUGCGCCCCGCGGCGUUGCGACAGGCGCUGGAGGGGCUGCGGCAGUGGCUGACGCAGUGUGGCGAGACCGAAGAGGGCGGGCCAAUGGUGGUGUGGCUGCAGCAGAAGCUGGAGGAGGCGGCGGAGGCCGCGCGGGCGGCGCGGGGUCGGCGGUGGUGGUGGCGCGGCGGCGCGGUGGGCAGCACGGCGGCCCUGGCCGUGGCAGCAGUCGCCGUGGGCUUGGGUGCGGGCGCGCAGGCGGUUGUAGCGGCAGCGCGACGGCGGGGGCGGCGGCGGGGGCCACCCCGGUCUUGACGGCCAAGGCUAGAGCAGCAAUGGACGGAGGUGGCCUGCAGGAGGUAUGCACAGUGACGAGACGUGCAAUAGGUGAAUAGCGGAUCAGUGGCGGCGCUUCUUCCGCGUGUUCUCAGGACUUCGGGGCGAGUUGACCACCGGAUGGGACGUACAGUGCCGCAUGGGCGCGGGGGGCUGGCUUCAGGUUCAGGCUCCGACAGGUCGACAGGUUGCAGUGCAUGCAGACGCGCCGCUUACUACACUUAUAACACAUGUAGACUUUGAGGAGAAGUGAGGUACACCACAGACGAACGAUCCCUGCCAUUUUUACCACACCCUUGUUUUAGCACCAAUCACACACACAUUUGCGGGCGCGCAGUAUCAGUGAUUGCAUGCUUAGACGGGUAGAUUCCGUCAGCUCGUUCAACGUCUCGGUUUCGAGCAAGCCAGGGGCUUGGCGCAGCGUGAUCUCUCGGCGAGGUCUUCCCCGCUUUGGCUGCUACCAUACAAGUUUAUCUCACAGAAACAUCUGUGCGACAGGUUCAUGCUGGCGCGGGCCUGCGAGUGGCAAACGAUUCCAAGCAAGUUGUUCAAACUCUAUGGCAUCGCGCGUUCUUGGACGGCCCAGGUCCUUCCAUAGCAGUCGUAUGACGUCAGCAGCAGGUCCGGUUUAAUGCAAUUAUAAUAAUUUCAAACACCAGCUGCAGGGGCUGAGGAGUCGUGUGGCAUCUAGGGUUUCGACCGACACAGGGAGCCCCACGUCAGCCCAGGCCUAGGAUGCUACUGCCGAUUUGAAUCAGUAUAGCCUGGAAUGCCCGAUGUGCAUCACCGGAAUCAGCCCGGUUAGCUCAGUCGGUAGAGCGCAAGGCUCUUACUCCUGCGGGAGUUGCAACCUUGUGGUCGUGGGUUCGAGCCCCACAUUGGGCGUAUCACAAGCGCAGCUUACGCUGCGAAAGUUUUUGGUUUUUUGGGUCUCUCCAGCGUCAAGGUUUGGGGCCGGCGGUGCCGGGAUCGGGAAAGGGGCUUUUCGUCACCUCAUUGUAUCCACUUGCACAGAGCGGGGCCGAUGUUUUGGGGCUACUGUAGGGUGUCGGGCCAGGGGAUGGGCCAAGUUGCAAGGGAGGGGAACUGCACAGGGCCCGAAACUCGAAAGCAUGA